Molecule: messenger RNA, 462 nt
Organism: Puccinia triticina
Lineage: Eukaryota; Fungi; Basidiomycota; Pucciniomycetes; Pucciniales; Pucciniaceae
Exons: 3
Coding region: 1-462 (153 amino acids)
Biological process (GO): regulation of DNA-templated transcription; protein folding
Cellular component (GO): cytoplasm; prefoldin complex
Source: RefSeq, a predicted model, not a curated record
AUGGCACAAUCAGCCCAGGGUCCGCUGAAUGUUCAAGACCUUGAUGCUAGUCAGCUGGCCAGCGUCAAGGAACAACUCGACCAGGAGUUGAACCAUUUGACCAACUCAUUUGCCCAAUUGCAAGGCGCGAUUGCUAAAUUUAAUACCGGAAUCGAAUCGAUCGACGUUAUCCAGAAAAACCAAGAACCUAUCCUCGUUCCUUUGACCGCCUCUCUGUAUGUUCCGGGCAAACUGAAGGAUCCUUCGCGCAUAAUGCUUGAUGUCGGGACGGGUUACUUGAUCGAUCAGCCUAUUGCGUCUGCUAGAAGCUGUCUGAAUCGUAAAGUGUUGGGCCUCGGAGUGAACCUUGAUCAACUGCAAAGUACGAUCGAAACUAAACAGGAGCAUCUCGGAUUGGUACGAGAGCUCAUUCAGAUAAAGACUAGCGCCCGGCCAGCCCAAUCAGAUCCCAAGACUUCUUAG